This is a messenger RNA of Cyphellophora europaea CBS 101466, 660 nucleotides long. RefSeq lists its product as uncharacterized. The record is from RefSeq and is a predicted model, not a curated record. The coding region runs from base 1 to 660 and encodes 219 amino acids. The transcript is spliced from 2 exons. Lineage: Eukaryota; Fungi; Ascomycota; Eurotiomycetes; Chaetothyriales; Cyphellophoraceae.
AUGGAGCCAUCUGUUGUCCGUCCUCGUCCAAUCUGGAAGUCUACUCGGCCCAAUGACCCAGCAGGAACCAGCUCUCCGAAUAAGAACACAUCGACAUCGCAGAGGACUGAUCGUCUGAGCUUCGAAGUUCAAGUCUCAGCCACUGUGGUCACGGUCGGCGGAGUAAUACUCGAAGAUUCAGACCUCGCAACAAACCUGGCAAGUUCUAAGAUGAAGGACUACUUUCCGGAAACACAGGCCAAUGUCAACGUGGUUGUGCUUGUCUCGACUGGAGCGUCUGGCAGCGAUCCUAGGGACCGUCUACGAUGCUUGUUGGAGGUGCAGAUGCUACUCCUCGAAUAUCGGCCGCUGCCUGUGCUGGUAGUAGAUUGCGUCGCAGAAGGGGAGGCAGCGGUGCGCCGACAGCUUUCGAACAGCUCGACAACGCUGCCACCAGAGAGAUCACCCACAGCGCUGAUAGCUCACGCCACGGCGUCGGCUCCUGCCAAAAAGCUCUGGCAGCAGGAUGCAGCUAGCCUCAACAGUAUCUUCACAUCUGUUAAGGAGCUGGAGACGGGCACCCGAACAGCAGAGGGGCGGGCACUUAUUCAUGACUUCUUGGAUCCUAGCACAGCCCGAGAUGUGAUCGACUUCUGGGAGGACGAAUACCUCGCGAUGUAA